ACCACAGGCGCGAGCGCGGCGGCUAGGGCGUCGCCAUCUUUUGGAUGGGAGCUCUCUUCGCGCCUUCACACCUUCAACUCCCAGGUGGCGCCAUGUUGGUUUGGGGCGGAAGUAGCGGAGACCGGGCUCGCCCCCUUUAAAGGGACAGGGGCGGCUGUAACCUUCGGGGCGCGCUGGGGGACGAAGCGGUGAAGCCGCCGAGGCUGGGAGCUGUGUGUGGGGGACCCACGCCCUGGCCUCGGAGCCAUUUUUUGGCCAGAACGUUCUCCUCCCUCUCCUCUGCCCUGGAGGAGAAGUCACCAGUGUCCCAAGGCUCUGGGAGGCAUGUUCAGGAAUGUGACGGCCAUCCAUUUGCACCUGGCUGGGGUCUUCCAGAGAAAGAAGGCUGGAACUUCUCUCGCUCGGUGCUUGCACCAGACUUUCGCCAUGGCCAAGCGGCUCCCGGCUCGCAGGCUGGACGGGAUUGACCACAACCCAUGGGUGGAGUUUGGCAAAAUGGCCAGUGAGUAUGAUGUCGUGAACUUGGGCCAAGGCUUCCCUGACUUCCCACCCCCAGACUUCGCAGUUCAAGCCUUUCAGCUCGCCCUCAGCGGUGACUUCAUGCUCAACCAGUACACCAGGGCAUUUGGUUACCCACCCCUGACAAAGAUCUUGGCAAGUUUCUUUGGGAAGCUGCUGGAACAGGAGAUAGACCCACUCAAGAACGUGCUGGUGACUGUGGGUGCCUAUGGGGCCCUGUUCACAGCCUUCCAGGCCCUGGUGGAUGAAGGAGAUGAGGUCAUCAUCAUAGAGCCCUUUUUUGACUGUUAUGAACCCAUGACAUUGAUGGCAGGGGGUCACCCUGUGUUUGUGACCCUGAAGCCGAGCCCUACCGGGGAUGGGGAACUGGAUUCUGCCGGCAACUGGCGGCUGGACCCCACAGAGCUGGCCAGCAAGUUUACCUCUCGUACCAAAGCCCUAAUCCUCAACACGCCCAACAACCCCUUGGGAAAGGUGUUCUCCAAGGCAGAACUGGAGCUGGUGGCCAGCCUGUGCCAGCAGCAUGACGUGAUCUGCAUCAGUGACGAGGUCUACCAGUGGCUGGUCUAUGACGGGCACCAGCAUGUCAGCAUUGCCAGCCUCCCUGGCAUGUGGGAACGCACCCUGACCAUUGGCAGCGCUGGCAAGAGCUUCAGUGCCACUGGCUGGAAGGUGGGCUGGGCCCUGGGCCCGGACAGUCUCAUGAAGCACCUGCGCACCGUGCAGCAGAACAGUGUCUAUCACUGUCCCACGCAGGGCCAGGCCGCGGUGGCCCAGAGCUUCCAGCACGAGCAACUGCACUUUGGCCAACCCAGCAGCUACUUUGUGCAGCUUCCCCAAGCCAUGUGGCGCUCCCGGGACCACAUGGUUCGCAGCCUGCAGUCUGUGGGCCUGAGGCCCGUGGUCCCCCAGGGCAGCUACUUCCUCAUCGCAGACAUCUCAGACUUCAAGAGCAAGAUGCCCGACUUGCCAGGUGAUGUGGAUGAGCCCUACGACAAACGCUUCGUCAAGUGGAUGAUCAGGAACAAGGGCUUGGCGGGCAUCCCGGUCUCCAUCUUCUACAGCAGGCCACAUCAGAAGCACUUUGACCACUAUGUCCGCUUCUGUUUUGUGAAGGAUGAGUCCACGCUCCAGGCCCUGGACGAGAAGCUGCAGAAAUGGAAGGAUGAACUCAGGCCCUGACGCCGCCUGCUCAUCCCGGCCCCACCUGGUUCCUGAAUGUUCUUUGCCAGGGUGUCAGCCCCUUCCCAGGUUCGACGUAGAUUGAGCUGGGUGCCCCCUUCUCUGCGACACAGGAUGUCCCCAGGGAAGAGCCCUCCUUCUUGAUCUUGGUGGAUUCAGGAGCGCUUCCCACAGUACCUAUAUUCCUGUCAUAGGGGUGAGGUGCACCUGACCUGGGCCUGUUCCUGCUCCUCCCUAGAUUGGGUCAUAGAGUCUUGGGUCCCCUCUGUACUCUCCCCAGACUUGUCUGGGACUCAAGGGACAGAGUCCAGCAGCGUACUGGCCUUGAGUCCCGGCCCUGCUCUGGCCCCGGCCCUGCACUGGCCCCAGCCUAGGCUCUGGCAUCGCACCCUUUCUUUCUCUCCUUAGAUAACCUCGGGAAGUGGUCUUUAGGCUUGAGUCCUCAAGCCGGUACUUUUCACCCAUAAUAAAGCUUGAACUUAUUUAG
This is a messenger RNA of Zalophus californianus (California sea lion), 2188 nucleotides long. RefSeq names its product kynurenine aminotransferase 1 (gene KYAT1). Gene Ontology annotation, molecular function: pyridoxal phosphate binding; L-kynurenine:2-oxoglutarate transaminase activity. Gene Ontology annotation, biological process: biosynthetic process. The record is from RefSeq and is a predicted model, not a curated record. NCBI's taxonomy places the organism in Eukaryota, Metazoa, Chordata, Mammalia, Carnivora, Otariidae. Gene Ontology annotation, cellular component: mitochondrion; cytoplasm. The coding region runs from base 325 to 1701 and encodes 458 amino acids. The transcript has 14 exons.